AUGAUUAAUUUAACAUUAUGUUCAUUUUCAAUUUAUGUUGUUCCAUCUUCAUUAGAAACAAGUCGAAAAGAUGGUUCAUUAGAAUAUCCAUUUUCAACAAUUGAACAGGCUCGUGAUUAUCUUCGUACAAUUAUUCGAUUAUCAUAUAGACGUGUAGCUCUUUAUCCUACUUAUCAUUUUAUAAAAAAUCAUACAUUGAUAUUUGAUGAACGUGAUCAUUUAACAAUUUAUACAACAAUGACACAUGAAGAACGAAAUAAAAUUCAAUUAUUAAGAAAAAAUUCUUUGAUUGAAUUAGAUUUUCCAAUAAUUAGUGGAGGUAUUCGUUUAACGAACUGGAUUAAUAAUAAAGGAAUUUGGAAUAUUAUUGUUCCUAGUUCUUUACCUGCAGUAACUCAAUUAUUUGUUAAUGGUCAUCGUGCUAUACGUAGUCGUUUACCUGAAACAGGUUAUUUUACUUAUGAAAAAGGACUUGAUAAUCGUACACAUCUUGCCUAUCAAGGUUUUAUUUAUCGUGAAAAUCAAUUUAAUAAUAUAACACUUAGUUCAACAUCAAUAACUGAAUUUAUUAUUUAUCAUUCAUUGACAACAUCACGUCAUUAUUUUUCUAAGAUAUAUUCACAAAAUCGUACUAUAAUAUUUUCUAAUCCAUGUCUAUCAGUUAUUGGUAAUACAUCAAUUAGUAAACAAUCAGGUCAACGUUUUCAUCUUGAAAAUGUUCAUGAAGGAAUGUUAAUUCAAGAAGGUUCAUAUUAUUUCGAUUCAGAAACACAAAUUUUAUAUUAUCAUCCACGAAAAAAUGAAAGUCUACAAACAACAAUUAUUAUAUUACCAAUUUUUGAAACAAUUAUAUCAAUUAUGAAUGUUCAUCAAAUGGAAUGGAAUUCUAUUGGAAUUGAACAUAGUGCAUGGAUGAUGUCCAUAAUUAAUAGAAGUAUUCCGAUCGAUGGACGAGCAGCUGCUGAUUAUUUAGAUAAAUCAAUAGUUACUGUUUAUUUACGUAAUUCAAGUGAAAUUAAAUUCAAUAAUAUAAAAAUUGCACAUACAGCCGGUUAUGCAAUACAAAUAGAUCGACAAUGUAAACAAAUUACUAUUGAAAAUAGUCGAAUGUAUGAUUUAGGAGCUGGUGGUGUGAGAAUAGGUAUAGGAACAAAGAAUGAAAAUGAAUAUCAAGAACUGAUAGAAAAUAUUAUUAUCAGAAGUUGUACAUUGUAUGAUGGUGGUCAUCUGUUUCCAAUGGGUGUCGGAAUACUUGUACAACGUGCAACAAUGAAUAUUUUAAUAACACAAAAUACUUUUUAUCAAUUUUUCUAUACCGCUAUUCAAAUAGGUUGGUCAUGGAGUUAUGACGAAAGUUCAUGUUAUAAUCAUACAAUAUCUUAUAAUUAUAUUCAUCAUAUUGGACAAUAUCUAUUAAGUGACCUUGCUGGUAUUUACACAUGCGGUCUUUUAAAUGGAACAUUAAUUACAAAUAAUGUUUUACAUGACAUUUAUGGAUAUUUUCUAUUGGAUUGGGGUCUUUAUUUAGCUGAUGGAACUUCACAAUUGAUGAUAACAAAUACCAUUGUUUAUAAUACAGGUUCAGCUGCUUUUACUAUGAUUUAUGGUUUCAAUAAUACAUUUCAAAAUAAUAUUCUUGCUCGAUCAAGUAAUGAAAGUGAUGGUGCUCUUUCAUUAUAUCGUCGUGAAUCACCUAAUCAUUUAUCAUUUACUUUUCGACAUAAUAUUAUUUAUGAUAUUGUUAAUGAAAGUGGACGUUGGAUAUUUCAAGUUCAAGCACCUGAUCCAUUUUCAGCACCUUUUGUCAUUAUGGAUUAUAAUUGUUAUUUUAAUGUAUAUGGAAAUAUGAUGAUUUUCGGUCUUGGAAGACUUGUUUUUAGUGAAUGGCAAGAAACAAAUCAUGAUAUAAAUAGUUAUAUAACAGAUCCACUGUUUAUUCAUGCUGAAAAUCAAUGUAAUUUUUUUAAUGUUAGUAUUAAUAGUCCAGCUGUCAAAAAUUUAGGUUUUAAACCAAUUAAACAAUUGUUUCAAUGGAAACCUGGAUGUUAA
Molecule: messenger RNA, 2049 nt
Organism: Rotaria sp. Silwood1
Lineage: Eukaryota; Metazoa; Rotifera; Eurotatoria; Philodinida; Philodinidae
Source: the annotation of a GenBank genome assembly